AUCUAUGAUUUAUUGUAUAAAAAAAGACGUGAAUAUUAGGGAAUAACCUAAUAUCAAAUAAUUAGAAGAAGUGAUGCUUUGAAUUUAGGUCAUCUAGCCCAUCAUCCUAUGGAGUUAGCCGGAAAAUCCCUGGACGUCUCUCGAUUUAAUUUAUACGAUUCUAUUAUUGUGAUUCUACUUAGAACUUUUAGAACUUCUGAUUGUGAUUCUACUUAGAACUUAUGAUUUCGGUUUAGGAUUAUGAUUUUGACAACCUUACCAGUUAGGCAAAAAAAUAUUGGCAGGAGGACUAAUAAAGAUCACCUACUUAAGUGGCCCAUGCAGACUGCAUCAGAAAAGAUGGACACCACACACCAACCUGUAUCUAGCGCAACUGGCCCUGGUUAAUUUUUGUACUCUCUUUACUGCAGCAUCGAUCUUAACUGGAGCAUCAGCAGGGGUACAUAUAUCAGCAUCAACUUCUCUGGAUCACUUUCCAUCUCAUUGCAACACAUUUGCCGGCCCUCACUUUCCAAGAAGUAUAGCAUAUCUGAGCUCAGCGCUGCCUCUCAUAUCUGUUCAGUAAUCACCAGCCAAUCUCUCUCUAUCUAUAUAUAUAUAGCUAGUGAUCGAGCAACCAAGAAAUCAGAGAUAGCUAGCUAGCUAGUGAGCAGCAACCCAGAAAUUAGAGAGAAGCUGCUAGCUCUGCAUAUACAUGGAGGAAUCGAAGGAGAGCUCGAAGCUGGAGAGGCUGCGCAGCACGGCGAAGCAGCAGAAGGGGAAGCUGUACAUCAUCAAGAUCUGCAUCUCCAUGCUCAUCUGCGGCAGCCCAAAGUGUGUACUCAACAUGAACUAGCUAGUACUUCUCUCUAUCCCUCUCUUCUCCCUAAGCUAUAUAUGGCUAAUAUCUCCAUCCAGUCAAGAAGAUAUAGCUAUAUCUCUGUGUCGUUUGUAAACUUGUGCUUCUGCUAAAUUGUUCAGUGUACGUAGCAUAUAUAAAAAUGUUCCGACUAUAAUGCUAGAUUAUGGUAUAUAUGCAUGCAUGCACGCAUGCAUAUCGAGAUGUUCAUAUAUAGCACACAAAUUAAAGUUCUAAAUUAUAA
This is a messenger RNA of Oryza sativa Japonica Group (Japanese rice), 1082 nucleotides long. The record is from RefSeq and is a predicted model, not a curated record. NCBI's taxonomy places the organism in Eukaryota, Viridiplantae, Streptophyta, Magnoliopsida, Poales, Poaceae.